AUGACCGCCGACUCGGACAACAUGAGCUACAUGUAUACUGCUACCGCCUAUGCCGCCUUGUUAGGCCUUGGCGUUGCCGUCUAUCAUGUUUCUACCAGAAGGGCCAACAGAAGGGCAGCGGCCAAUCACCCACGCCACGCAAGGCCUCAACAAAAUGAGCCACGCAGGGAGGAUAGAAAGAAAAAGCAACGCCAAGAGACCUACACCUCAGAGGCUCAGGAAGCCUCCAGGGCCAAAGCUCGAGCCCAUGCUCCAGAGCCUGCCCCUCGCCCUCAGUCCUCCGUAGACGAUACGUCAGACGACGGUGUGGAUAACCGCGAAUUCGCUAAACAGUUGUCCAAGGCCAAAGAAGGCAAGAAGUUCAGCAACAAGGCUGAAGGAGGAAAGCAGAAGGAAAAGUCCGUUAAGCAGUCCAGGGCCAACCAGAUGCAUACCGCAGUUGUCGACGAGAAGCCGUCGGACACUGGUGCCGAGGCCGAUGAUGAUCGCUCCCCUGUCGAGUCCCCCGUCGAGUCUCCCAAGGAGUCCCCCGAGGUUCGCGCCGUGGAUGCCUCGGGCGUCAGUGAUAUGCUUGAGCCUGCUGCUGCUGGCCCUUCGGUUCUGCGAAUCACUGAUACGGACAAGCAGAAGGAGAAGCUCAAGGCAACCAAGGCGCCCCAAAAGACCGAAACCAAGAAACAGCGGCAAAACAGAAAGAAGGCUGAAGCUGCCAAGCAAGCACGCGAAGAGGCAGAGAAGGAGCGCAGGGCCUUGGAAGAGAAGCAGCGAAGAACUGCACGCAUUGCCGAGGGGCGACCAGCCAAAGAUGGCUCCCAGUUCAAGUCCACCAACGGCGAUAGCUCCUGGGCCAAAGGUGCCCCCAAUGGAACCGGUGCCAAGCUCGUCGAUAACAAUGAAAAGGCUUUCCACCAGCCCUUGGAUACCAUGGAAAAGCCGGCUGCUGAAAUCAAGAGCCAGCAGGCACCGGCACAGGCCGGGGACUCGUGGAUUUCCUCGCUUCCCUCUGAGGAGGAACAGCUAGAAAUGCUAAAGAACGAGGCUGACGAGUGGAGCACUGUCCCGGCCAAGUCUUCACGGAAGAGCAAGAAGAGCGGCGAGUCAGGGGACGAGACGUCCAAGCAGCCAGUUGCUCAGUCCAAGAAGGACACGCCCGCGCCUGCGCCUGCUCCUGCACCAAAGCUGACAUCCAAGUCUGGUGCUUCACAGAGCUUCGGUGCAUUCUCGGCACUCAAUGACGAUGCAGCCGAAGAAGUAGAAGAGGAGUGGGAUGUCUAA
Messenger RNA from Metarhizium acridum CQMa 102, 1275 nucleotides. RefSeq lists its product as uncharacterized. The record is from RefSeq and is a predicted model, not a curated record. Lineage: Eukaryota; Fungi; Ascomycota; Sordariomycetes; Hypocreales; Clavicipitaceae.